AUGGCUUCUUCUAUGGCAAUUGCAACCAUUGCUCUUCUUCUCUCCCUUAACCUUGUAUUUUUCACUACAGUGAGUUCAAAUCACCAUGUUCCUAAUUGUCCACCACCACCAAAAACCCCAAAACACCCUCCUCCCCCAACCCCAAUCCCUCCAGCUAAAGCCUCUUGCCCUAAGGACACCCUUAAGCUAGGGGUAUGUGGUGAUUUGUUGAAUGGUUUGGUGCACCUUGUCGUGGGGACCCAACCAAAGACCCCUUGUUGUAGCCUCAUUGGGGGUCUUGCUGAUGUUGAAGCUGCUGUAUGCCUUUGCACUACCAUUAAAGCCAAUGUUUUGGGCAUCAAUCUUAAUGUGCCAGUCUCCUUAAGCUUGCUUUUGAAUUACUGUGUUCAGCUUAUAUACAAUUGUAACUAA
Messenger RNA from Prunus dulcis (almond), 411 nucleotides. RefSeq names its product 14 kDa proline-rich protein DC2.15-like. Bases 1 to 411 code for a protein of 136 amino acids. The transcript is spliced from 2 exons. NCBI's taxonomy places the organism in Eukaryota, Viridiplantae, Streptophyta, Magnoliopsida, Rosales, Rosaceae. The record is from RefSeq and is a predicted model, not a curated record.